Eutrema salsugineum is the source of this 1492-nucleotide messenger RNA. RefSeq names its product E3 ubiquitin-protein ligase RDUF1. Gene Ontology annotation, biological process: protein ubiquitination. Gene Ontology annotation, cellular component: cytoplasm. The transcript has a single exon. Gene Ontology annotation, molecular function: ubiquitin protein ligase activity. NCBI's taxonomy places the organism in Eukaryota, Viridiplantae, Streptophyta, Magnoliopsida, Brassicales, Brassicaceae. The coding region runs from base 84 to 1238 and encodes 384 amino acids. The record is from RefSeq and is a predicted model, not a curated record.
UCAAAUAACUUUUUUUUUCGGGUCAGCGAUUCCCUCUUCUCCUUCGCUCUCAGAUCCUUUCACCAGCAAUACAAGUUAAAGCGAUGAUGCCAUCUAGGUCGUCGGCGACAACAACUCCGACGACGACGGCUGCUUCAACGUCAUAUUGGUGCUACAGUUGCACGCGAUUCGUCAGCGUUUCCUCUGACCAAGACGCAAACGACGCCGUCCUGUGUCCUCAUUGCGACGGCGGUUUCAUCGAAGAGAUUGAGGAUUCUUCUGCCGCGGAAGCGCCGGCGACUCCGGCUUUACAGGGAGUUAGAUCGGUCGAAGAUAAUCAUAGAUCUGUAAUUAGACGACGGAGAUCCGGUCGCCGCACGUCGUUUAAUCCGGUAAUCGUUUUACACGGAGGAGCCGGUGGUGAGAGAGUUGAGAACGAAGAAGGAGAAGGGAUCACUAGGGAUCGACGCGCUUAUGAGUUCUACUACGACGAUGGAUCCGGUUCGGGUCUUAGACCGUUACCGGAUUCUGUAUCUGAGAUCUUGAUGGGAUCUGGAUUUGAGCAGUUGCUUGAGCAAUUGAGCCAGAUCGAGGCGUCGACUACAGGGAUCGGUAGAUCUGGGAAUCCUCCGGCGUCGAAAUCGGCGAUUGAGUCUUUGCCGAGAGUCGAGAUCUCGGAUUGCCACAUGAAAGCAGAGGCGAAUUGCGCCGUGUGCACGGAAGUUUUCGAGGCCGGAAUGGAAGGGCGCGAGAUGCCGUGUAAGCACAUUUUUCACGGCGAUUGCAUCGUUCCGUGGCUCUCGAUCCGGAACUCGUGCCCGGUUUGUAGAUUCGAAUUGCCUUCGGAUCCGAUUCAACGGAGUAACGAGGAGGAACACGCGGUGGGGAUGACGAUCUGGAGACUCCCCGGCGGUGGAUUCGCCGUUGGGAGGUUUAACGCGGCGAUGAGAGAAGGGGAGAGGAUAAUGCCGGUGGUGUUAACGGAAGUUGACGGUGGUGGGCUCGGGAGUAACGAGGGACCGAGACGAAUCUCAUGGGUUAGGGCACACGGGACACCGGAGAUAAGCAGAAACGGAGCUCGCUCAGGUACCGGCGGUAGAUUGAGGAGAGCAGUUCGUGGAAUGGUUUCGUUUAUGAGGAGGGUGAGACCAAAUCAUGGUUCUUCUUCUUCUCCUUCUUCGAAUCUUAUAGAUUUGGAUACAGACGGCGAAUCUAGGGUUAUGAAUCGAUCAACUUCUUUGAUCAGAAGAUUUUUCUGACGAUUGAGUUUGUGGAAAAUCAUCAAAUCAGGUUAGGGGAAAAGAGUUCAAAUUUUUUUGUUGGUUUGUUUGAUUCAAACAAUGUAAAUAUAUAAUUUCAGAAGAAAGAUUGGAACCUAUUAUUUUUUGUUCUUCUUUGUAAUCUUCGAUUAGCUUUUUAGUUUGUUACAUCAAAUUUAUGAGAACAAAAUGUCAAAUUCAUUAUGUUCAUUAAAGAUUCUUGAAUUUAUUUUAUUCUUUUGUUCUCUCUUGAA